CGGAAGUUGUGUCCUGUGAGGUGGUGAUGGCGGGUGUAUGAGUGUGCGGUGUGUCGGAGGACGGUAUUCUAUGGCCGGAGGAAGCAUGUGUAUGAGAGGGGGCACCGGGAAAGGCUGCAGGCUCUUCUUCACGCCUUUACCGAAAAGGUAGAGGCCGCCCGGAAGAUGAUUAAGGUGGCCGCGGUGGAGAAGUUCAGUCUUCAGGAACAUGAGAAGUUGUGGUGUCACUGCUGCGAGGAGGAGGUGCGGAGACACGUCAGUGAUGGGAAGGUGACGGUGAUGUAUGGAGGGCUGCUGGAGCACAUGUACAGUCCAGAACACAAGAAAGCGGUAAACAAAUUUUGGUGGACACAUCAGGCUGAUAGGAAACUAAAGGCACAUUUUUUUUUCUUUCUACAGAAGAGUUUGAAAGGUUCAAAUCUUCAGUAACCAAAGCUUUAGAGGGCUAUGAGGAAAUGGAGGACAUUCUUAUUAAACAGAUGGCUGACCAGAUUCAGAAGGUAGAGCAGAGCAGACGUGAAAUACUACAGAAUACCCUAGAGGUUUGUUAG
This is a messenger RNA of Staurois parvus, 551 nucleotides long. Lineage: Eukaryota; Metazoa; Chordata; Amphibia; Anura; Ranidae. The record is from the annotation of a GenBank genome assembly.